This is a messenger RNA of Candidozyma haemuli, 8652 nucleotides long. RefSeq lists its product as uncharacterized. The record is from RefSeq and is a predicted model, not a curated record. Gene Ontology annotation, molecular function: peptidase activator activity; proteasome binding. Gene Ontology annotation, biological process: proteasomal ubiquitin-independent protein catabolic process. The transcript has 2 exons. Gene Ontology annotation, cellular component: nucleus; cytosol. NCBI's taxonomy places the organism in Eukaryota, Fungi, Ascomycota, Pichiomycetes, Serinales, Metschnikowiaceae. Bases 1 to 8652 code for a protein of 2883 amino acids.
AUGGCCCAAGAACCCGACUCCCUGGCCCUAGAAUCGCCCGUUCCAGAGUCGCCUCCGGCUCCUAUACAGGAGGUCUCGUCAGACGCCACGCCAGAGAUUCUGCCCCAGUCCACAGCCGAAGAUCAGCCCAAGAAGCCAAAAAGGCUAACUCUCCAAGAACGCUUAGCUCUAGCGGCCAAAAAGAAGAAAAAAGCAGCCUCAGAAGCUCAAUCUGUGCCUGACAGUCCGAAGCCCGUUGAAGAAACACCCGCCGUGGAAGAACCAACGCCUGAACAUGACGAAACAGCUGAAUUGAAGAAACAACUCGAAAAACUACAACUACACAGCCAACAACUUCUAGAUGAAAACAAGCUGUUGAAGGCAGCAGCGGUCCAGAAGACGCCCUCGCUGGAUCUAAGCAAAAAAUUGGCCGAAAAGGACACGUUGAUCCAGCAAUUGAUGGACGAAGGCCAGGCGCUUUCGGCUAAGGAGAUCAAGCUCCAUGAAAAAGUACGUGCCAUGGCGGCCACCAACGCCAAACUAGAGAAUUCGUUGAAAGAGUAUGCUACGAAGAACGAAGAUGCGCUUUUGAAGCUCGAGGAGGUCGAGAGUAUCAUGAAAACACAUAAACUCAAGUCUGUAGACCAGCUUCUCGAGCUUUUGGAGGUGAACAGCCAGAAACUCAAUGAGGCGAAGCUGGCGCUUGAGGACGAGAAAUCAAAGAACUGGGAGGGCAAGUAUAGAGAGCUGCAGAAACAGUAUGAGCUGGAACUCGAGGAGAAGCGCCAUGCGCAGAAAGAGCUUAAUGAUUUGAAUAUCAAGCUUCAGAUGGAAGGAAACCAGCUGCAUUUGGACUUAAAGCUGCGUGAAGAUACAAUUGCGCUGCUUAAGCAAGAAAUCAGCUCGUUGAAGGAUGAGAGCAGUACGGAAAUCACGCGUCUUGAGUCGAAGAUCGAGGGUCUCCGGCUGGAAAACGAGAGUUUCUUGAAGAUGCUGAUGUUGAACAAUGAAGCAGACGCUAGUACUGCUACGGAGGCCGAAUCUAAGCACAUUGCGUACUCUGAGUUUGCCAAAUUGUCUGAAGCACAUAAGAAUUUGCAGCAGCAGUACGUUCUGUCUCAGGAAAACUGGAAACUUAUUGAAUCGCAGUUGCUCAGCAAGUCUGAGGCGCUUUUGGAGCUGCUGAACUCGCUCAAGAAGAGCAAAGUCAAGGCCCAGACUGAAAUGAGAAGAUUAAACGGACAGAUAUCGCAGUUGAAGGAGGAACUUGAACAGGUUCAACAGAAGGUGAAGGAUCUUGAGAAUGCCAAUAACGACCUCAAAUUCCAGCUUUCUGUCAAGGAAGACGAUUACAAGGAGUUAGAAACGAAGAAAGAGGACCUCACAUCGAUUUUCAAUUCAGAUAGACACAACUGGGAGCUUCAGGAAGAGAAACUCAAGAGCACCAUCGAAAAGCUCGAAGAGCAAGUCCAGGAGCUUCGAGAGUCCAGUCUUGUGGGAGGCCCCAACGUCGAUUCGUUUGCACACCUGCAAUCCAGAAAACUCAGAGAUUCAGGUCUCCAUAUCAACAUUGAGCCAAUGAGAGGCUCUUCUGGCAACCUGGUUCCCCUCUACAACCAAACGCUAGACAGCGAAGUUGGCGCUACCCCAGCUGGCUUUGGAAACUCCUUUGAAGCGCCAAACCUUUCCCAUAAUAACCUCCUGGCACUUUCAUUUACAGAUGACCUUGACUCCUUCGAAGCCACCGAAACCGGACCAAUCCCCGAAGACGCCCUGGUAUACUGGAGAAACUCUGCUGACCGUUCAGGGAUCCCAGCGUCGCAAGGCGGCAAGAACAUUCAACUACUCAGCAAAAUGAGUGCCAACAUAAGAAGACUAGAGUUGGAGAUCACAGCGCUCAAAGAAGAAAACGAGAAGCUCAGCGAAGACAAAGACGAAGCACAACAAGAGAUUGUUGCAAAACAAGACCUCAACAUAAAAUUGGAAAAUCUAGAGCACGAGAUCUCACGGUUGCAAAAAGAGAUUGACCAGAAGCUGCAGCGAGAAACGACGCUUUUGGAAGUCAUUGGAGAAAAGUCAGAACGAGUUGAGGAGCUCAAUGCUGACGUGGCCGAUUUGAAAGACCUUUGCCGCCAACAGGUCCAACAAAUGAUCGAAAUGGCCGAAAAUAAGCAGUUGGGAGCGGAGGUUAGAGAUACCGCCGGCGAUGGAACAGGAACUCCGAGCCGUGGCGGUGGUGUUUUGACUCCAAACACGGAAUUGAGCAUCCAGAAACGCAGAAGACCUUCUUACGGGACCAUUGAGACCGAUAGAGAGGCUCAUUACAAUUUGGACUAUCCUACUGAGGAUGCUGAGCUUCUCAAGCACCAGUUGGACCCCAAGCACCGUUUCUACGCCAGAUCCAGACCUCGUUCACUCAACUUGCCUGGAUUGCUUCCUUACAAACCAGAAAACCCAAAAGAUCGGGCCAAAUUCCUCAGUCAUAUAGUUGCACAUCUAUAUAUUGCAGUAAAGAGCUUAGACAUCCAGGGCUCUGUUUCCAUCACUGCCAAAGACUUGGCUUCGUUGAGAAACGUGGCUGGGCUUUCUGACAUUGACUUGGCUCUUGAAACGAAUCUAUUUGAAAUAAACAACGAUCCAGCACGGACCGCUGAAGAGGAAGAAACGAAUAACUACUUUUCCCAGGAGGACUUGGACGUUGCCAAUGAAGACGACGACGAGUACGAAGACGAUUCUGAACUCGAGGACGACGAUGAUAUCAAGGAAAGCGUUGACGAUUUUGAUUCGGGUGAAACGUCUCAGCACAAGAAACUGCCUAAAUCAGCUGCUGUCGUUUCUACGAAAAUAUGGACCCACGAGCUUCUUGUAUGGCUCAAAAUGAAAUACGACAUGCCAUUGUCGCUCCGAAUGGCUCUUGCUAGAGUCUACUACGCCAUCUGUUGCUGCAGAGGCCAGCAUUUGAAUCUUCGCAUCUAUAUCAAAAUCUUUGAGCUUCUUACUAAGGAUGUGGAGCUCUUGCAAGACGCUGGGUUUACUCUUCCUUGGGAACCAGUGUACCAGGAACUCGUGAACCAUUUCCCUGGCGUGGACGCUACUUUUGAGCCUCUCGAGAAGAAAGAUAUGAACUAUAUGCUAAAAGUGGCUGAACGUGCAUCGAGCUUCUACCCUGCCGAGGCCUUGCCUAAGAUUUUCCAGCAUUUGGGUAGUCGAUUCUCUAUUCCCAAUGCUUCGUUGGUGUUAUCCAACAUGUGCAUGCUUCCAUUGACCUUCCAGAAAGACCCCAAGAGCGAUAACGAUAUCAGAAGAUACCUUUCUCCGUUAUUUUUCAUGUGGUCAAAGCUUAGUCGUUCCAGCGGCGUUGACUCUCAUCUUACAUCCCGUUUGGGUACCAUUGCCAUGUCUUUCUUGACAAAGCUAGCCAAGGACUCAUCUUUCUCCUCGAGCCAUGGGCCUUUUGGCGUGUUUUCUGAAGAGCAGUUCUUGCACUUGAUAAACACCCUUAUAAACAGUUUGAGCAUCAACGUUGAGAAGUACGGUUCCCUUAAAACGCGAUUCUUCCAUGGCUAUUCCAGCUCCAUUGUGUUCUCUAUUAACGGUGACAGCAGUUUGGAGCAAGGCGGUAUUAUGGAUCAUAUUGAGACGCUUCUCAACGCCAUUGAAAGUUAUGUCCAUCCUUCCAAUAGUGGCGAAUGGUCAAGACCGAUUUCGAAGUUCAUAUUGAGCUUGGUCUACCAAUUCCAAAAGAGAUUCAACUUGGAGAGACAACCAACGGGUUCCCUUUACACAUUAGAUCCAAAACAUAAACUCUCAGAUAAAGUUGUGGCUAGAUUCGUUCAGGAUCUUUUGCCUAUAGUCAAAACUGGUAUGCAAUCCAAGAAAGCAAGUGCCGUGGAUGAUUACUUGGUAUGCAUAAAUCUACUUGCAUCCAUGGAUGCUGAACCGGUUCUUUCUGGUACACUUAUCGAUUUAUACGAGUCUCUUGAAGGCGUGAUUUCCACUCACAGAGUCGUGACAGCUCUUCGUUGUCUUGACGAAUUGGUGCGUUACUUCGCCAGUACGCCAAUCUACAGAGUGCAUUUGACUCGGUUGUUCACUUUGGCUUUGCCUGGUAUCGACUCUAACGACUUGACGAAAACUAUGUAUACCCUUGAGGCCUUUGCCGGCAUGGCCAGUUUUGUGCCUAUUCAUGACCUUACCGACGGUGAUGGAGACUCGGGCUUGGCAAUUCAGUUUACAUCCUCCCAGAUGGAGUAUUUGCAGUCCAAGCUUUACAACAAGGAAGCAGAGGCGCCGUUUGACAUUACGCCAGAACUUGAAGAGGAAGCUCUUAAAUCCUCUUCUACAGCAUUCAAGUUACUCAUGAAGACAUUCCUAGAAAGGGUGUUCUUGCUUCUUAGAAACAUUCCUGAUCCUUCUAAGAGUAACGGCAUGGAGAAAGACCUUUGUGACUGUCUUCCGAAGUUCCUUUUCAUCAUGAUAGAAUCAAUGUCGGACGACGUUUUUAAGUGCUUCCGUGAUGAAGUUUUCAACUUUGUAUUUGACAACAGUAUUCACACAAUUGCAGAUGUGGUUGGAGAGAUUUGUGGAGGAGUCAUCAAGAGAGAUCCAAAAUUCUUCAAGCAGAUUGCACCUAUUUUGAUAGACCGUGUUAUGGAAGAGGUCUCUGAGAAUGGUGCCGGAAAGAUGAGAACUGGUAUUGAUGUCGAGCCACUUGAUCAGGCUCUUUUCUGGAACUUGAUUAUUCUUAACGAGUGUAUUGGUAACGCUGGCGAGUUUGUGGUGGCCAUGGGUCCUAAACUUAACAAGCUCUCAUACUUUUUGAUGGAAAAUGUGAAGGGUUCAGUUGUCUUUGCCAGCACCUACAUGCUCAAUCAGAUGCUCCAGGCUGUAACGAAGAUGAGAAUCAGUGAGUCAAGACUUAUCAAUCCCAGCUACAUAAACAAAAAUGGCGUGGACGCUAAAUGUUGGGGUGGUUUCCAGUUUGAUGAGUACCGUUUCUCCCAGGAGAACCUCACAUUUGACUGGUUUAUUCCAGAUGAGAAAUGUGUCAGGUUUGCUGUUGAUACUUUUAAGGCCCACAUUUCUAAAGCUCUUCAGAAUACCCUGAAGGUUUUGAAAGAAAUCAUCAAAAACAAGGAUGCAACGUCACAGAUUGCUCUUGAGCUCUCGGACGAACUUCGUGUCAAUUUGCUUUACUUGGGUUACGGAGUCAGUGGUUCGUCUUACCUUUUUGACCCCUCCUUUGACGAAGAUAUUCCUAAGUUGAACGAUCACAAGUAUGAGUCUUUGCAACAUAGACUUCUCCUUCUUAAACAACUUCGUGACUUGAAAGGAUGCAAGUUCAGCACGAAAGACGAGGCCAGAAUCGAGAACGUUCAAGAAAACUUGCAGAAGAUCGUUGAUGACAUCGAGGGUAAAGAUAUCAUUGAUUUCACCGACGAGCUCGAGAAGACAUUUGAUAUUGACAUGUCUGACUUUAUCAACACUCAAAAAGGAGGCUCCAGCGACAGUGUUGAUGAGAAAGAGCCCGUCUUCAGAAGACCUGUUGAUGUGGGAUCUUUGAGCCAAUCCGAAUCUCCUGUUAAUGAAUCAGCAAGAGCGACCCCAAUGUUAGGAGGUGUCGAUGUUACUUCUUUGAACCCUGCAAUUACCUUCCGUGAACGCAAGAUUUACACGAGUAGGUACUAUUUUGGUGAUGACAUUGAACAACGUAGGGCCAACGAAAUGUACUUCGAGGUCCACAGAACGAGACAUUUGGUUGGUAAGAGUUUGCACAUCAUUUUUAAGUUUAUGACCACCCAUCUUUACGACAAUAUUCGGAUUUUCAAGCAUUUGCUUUAUGUGUUAGACAUCUGGUUUGCAGAUGUGGGCCGUGAAAGGAACUUGGACUACAGCCACUCAAGAAUUUCCUUCAGGUACUUGAGUGAAAUUCAAGAGCUCAAUAGAAUCCGAAAGCCUUUCACAAGACUUACUUUCGGCAGCAGAAUCGAAUCUUACCACCAGAUGCGUGUUGCUUUGCAUGCCACUUCGAGAAAUAUGUCAGAUCUUGAUCGCAUUCUUAUUGAAGAUUUGACCAGAGCUUCAUGUUCUACUUACCUGGCUAUUUCUGAACGCGCCCAGGCUACUUUGCUUGAUGCAAUGAAGCGAGUCAACAAUUCGUACAAUGUGAUUAUCAAGACAACCUUCAAAAUCCUUUCUAAGGCCUUGGAUGAAGACAAUCACAAGAAGAUCGAGAGUGGUUUGACCAUCUUUGAAGUUAAACGUAUCAGAUCCAAGAUGCUGGGAGACUUCAACUAUCUUGGGAAAUUCAUUGAUCUCUUACAUCGUGCGAUGCGAGUCGACCGUGUGGAAGUUAGCGAAUUAGCUCAAAAAUUAUACCAAAGUCUUUGCGGUACAAUCACGUUGCCUAGCAGAGUAUGCUUGAUUGAUAAUAAGAUGGUGGACAGCAUUAGACCACCUGACGAAUUUAUCGAUUUAGAGAUCAAGGCAGUUACACUUGCUAAAGAAAAGAAGAGAGAAGUGUACGCUGAUAAAUUGGAGAAGAUUGAAGAUGCUUUAGUGGUCAACGAGAAGCAAAAUAACCACUGGAAGUUGAGCUCUCUUAACUUACUGUGCUUGAUAGAUCUUGGAGCAGACUUUGGGUCACCUACUAGAAAUGAUGUGUUCCAGUUGUUGACUAAGGCGUCUUCCAGUGACCACCCUCUCAUCUCGCGUUUAGCCUUGAAGGGUAUCAGCAAGCUUUUCAACAAGUUGUUCUUACUCAGUGCAUACAACUACAACUUGCAAGAUGCCUACGAUUUGAACUACGUCAUGAGUGACUUCAAGGUUGUUGAUACGACCCCAAGAGAUGGAGUAUCCUACUCUGAGACUUGGAAGAAGGAAAUUGCCAAUGACAAGUCUCCCGAGUAUUACAUUGAUCAAAAGGCGAACUGCGGUUGGCUCUUCUGGGAUGAUUCCAUGAUAGCAGUGAAGCCAGAACCGUUGAUCGACCUCAAUUUGAAGGAAGCUGAUGCUCAAGUCCUCACUGGAUUUGCAUCAUGUGUGACAGCAGACUGGUUCCGCAAUAUUGUGAAUUUGUGGGUUACGGAUAAUGAAGCCAAUGCUGCUUUCCAAGGAACAGAUGUCUUUGCAACCGCAGGUUUGGUGGCGUUGAUCGCUAGCGGUACAAUCGAGGGUCUUCUGUUUGACGAGUUGUUGGAGAUCAUCAAGUCCAUCUACGUUCCAGAUGACAAGAGUUCGCAUAUUGUUAUUUGUGAAUUGAUUUCAGGAAUCCUCAUUGCCUCGAGAAGCUCGACUCCAGAAAUCGCCAAGAAGAGAGAUGAGUUUUUGGUUCCAUUCUUAUCCAACAUCUUUGAAAAGGAUUUGACGUCUGAAACGAAGAAUAUCUGGACAAUCUUCUCCUGGUGGGUUCCAGCUCACAUUGACUGCAAGAGGUUCCCUGCCAUCGUUGACGUUUUGGUUGAUUUCAAACUUACGAACGACUCGGACUCGGUUUUGCUGAAGGCUACCAGACUUGGAUACAUCCGCUCUGUUGUGGUGUCCAUGACUUGGGGUUUCCCUAACCCAGACGAAAUUCUUGAAAUGUGUUUCAAUAACCUUAGCAACAAGUACCAAGCAAUUAGAGAACAGAUUGGGUCCUUGAUUGCAGUCACUUCCUUUUCGUUCUACGGCGAAUCGAUGAAAGACAGCAAGACCUUCGUUGAAGCAUGCAAUAACGAGCUGCACAUGUACAAGAAGAGUAUGGACCAUCUUCUAUUCAACAAACUCCCAUCGUUGUUUGAUCAAGUGGAAGUUUGGAGAAACGAAGUAAAAGACUUGUCUGCUCAUGAGAUCUUAAAUUCCGACUAUAUCUGUGCUGCCACCACGAUCCUAAGCUGGUUGAAGCAAGCUCUUAACACGAGUAUCGCUAUCCAGUACCAGGAUUUCGUGAGCAAGUAUAUUGCUCCAUUCCUUUUGCAUUUAACAGCCAUGAAAGAUGUAUGUCAGCUUGGAAACAUUGAGCCUAUCUCGACAUUCAAGAAGGUUUCCCAGAUUCCUUUCGAGCCCCAUUGCUUGGAAGAGGUCGUAACCAUGUUAGAAGGGUACAGCAAGGACGGCUUGAACCAUGUUCAGUACUUCAUCCUUGGUGAGUUCACCGAAACAGUGUACUUCAAGAACUUGUUCUACUUGACCAAGUCUCAAAGACAGCGUAUCUUUGAAUUGACUGUCACCUUGAUGUACCAUAAGAACGUUGAGAUUCGUGAGGCUGCCUCCUCGACCUUCUCUGGUUUGGUUCAUACCUCUCCUCCAGCUGUCGUUGAUGAAAUAGUGUCACACUACAAGAAGCGUUUUGCUGCUGAUUUGGAUAAGGUCAGAAAGCAGCACAGAAAGACAGGUUUCAAGAACGUCUCGAAUGCAGAAACCAUAACCAUGCACGGUGCUGCGCUUGGUUUGGGUGCUUUGGUUCAUGCCUUCUCCUUCCAGUCACCACCACCUCCAUGGAUUCCAGAGCUUUUGACUCUUUUGUCUAACAAAGCGUCAGGUGUCGUGGGAGUCGUUGGAAGAACCGCCAAAGAUGCUCUCGGCAAAUUUAAGAAAACUCGACAGGAUACAUGGCAUGUCGACAGCAAGGUGUUCUCAGAAACACAAAUGCAAGACUUGGAGGGAGUUCUUUGGAAGAGCUACUUCAUUUGA